CUCCGGGGGAGCCGCGCCGGGGGAGCCCGGGGAUGCUGCGGGGCCGCGGGCCGCGCCGGUAGCGCGCUGGGCCGGGCGGAGCCAGGCAUGCAGGGCAAGGCCAAGCUGCUGCUGGUCCACAACGGCCGCAUGGGCCCGGCUGUGUCAGAUGGAGAAUUAAACGCCUCCAGGGCCCGUGGCAGCAACCACAGUGUGAACAGCCUGCCCGGCCCGCCGGGCCCCUGCGGCUCCGCACCCGGCUCCGUGGUCAGCUGGGCCGAGUCCUUCGAGACACUGCUGCAGGACCGCGUGGCAGUCACCUACUUCACCGAGUUCCUCAAGAAGGAGUUCAGCGCUGAAAACGUCUACUUCUGGCAGGCGUGCGAGCGCUUCCAGCAGAUCCCAGCCAGCGACACGCAGCAGCUGGCCCGGGAGGCACGGUGGAUCUACGAUGAGUUCCUCUCCAGCCACUCAGUGAGUCCCGUGAACAUCGACAAGCAGGCCUGGAUCGGGGAGGACAUGCUGGCCACCCCCUCCCCAGACAUGUUUCGCAUCCAGCAGCUCCAGAUCUUCAACUUGAUGAAGUUUGACAGCUACACACGCUUUGUGAAAUCCCCGCUCUACCAGGCCUGCCUGCGAGCAGAGAGCCAGGGGCAGCCCCUGCCCGACCUGCGGCCCCACUCCCGCAGCAGCAGCCCCCCACCCGACCUCAGCAAGAAGUCAAAGCUGAAGCUGGGCAAGUCGCUGCCACUGGGUGUGGAGACGGCAGGCAGCGGUGCCAACCGCAGCCCCCGCCGGUCCUUCAGGAAGGGAGAGCGGCGGGAGCCCUCCUGGGCAGAUGGGGGAGAAGGCGGUGGGAGUGCCAUACUGUGGCGGGAGUCCCAGGGCUCGCUCAACUCCUCGGCCAGCCUGGACCUGGGCUUCCUGUCCUCUGCCAGCACGACCGCCAGCCCCUGGACAGAGGGCCAUCGGAAGAGCCUGGGGGGCAGUGAGGCAGAGCUGCCAGCCAAGCCCAUGAAGUACUGCUGCGUGUACCUGCCCGAUGGCACAGCCUCCCUGGCCUCCAUCCGGCCAGGCCACUCCAUCCGUGACAUGCUGGCGGGGAUCUGCGAGAAGCGCGGCUUCAGCCUCCCCGACAUCAAGGUCUACCUGGUGGGGAACGAGCAGAAAGCGCUGGUGCUGGACCAGGAGUGCUCCGUGUUGGCAGACCAGGAGGUGAAGCUGGAGAACAGGAUAAGCUUUGAUCUGGAAAUCUCCUCCCUCAACAAGACCAUCCGCAUCACAGCAAAGUCGACCAAGCGCAUCCGGGAAGCGCUGCAGCCCGUGCUGGGGAAGUACGGCGUGAGCACAGCGCGGGCGCUGCUGCGGCGGCAAGGUGAGCCAGCUGCCCUGGACCUGGAGAAGCUGGUCAGCACUGUGGCUGCUCAGAAGCUCAUCCUGGAAAUGCCAGGAGACACACGAGUGAUGGAGAACGCUGAGGCUGCAGCUGCCCCCUCCCCGCUCCGGAGUGAGCAGGAGGGAAGCCCAACAGGAGCAGGGCCCGACAUGUUCUGGGAGAUGCCCUCCUCCUUCUCCCGGCCCCAGACUUCGGCUUCCACCAACCUGAACCGCCGCACAUAUGAUCUGGAAGGGCUAGUGGAGCUGCUGAGCCGUGCCCAGAGCUGCCGGGCCAACGACCAGCGUGGGCUGCUCUCCAAGGAGGACCUGGUCCUGCCUGACUUCCUCCAGCUCCCUGGGCAGGACGACAGUGCCCGCGAGGGGUCAGAUCAGCCCCGCACCCCUCAGCCAGGCUCGGAGCGAGACGGCCGCCCUCAGCCCGCAGAGCCUGCACCGGCUCAGCCUCCGGUUGACCGCGAGCUCCGGUGAGCCCCGCUGCACGUCCACGCCCGGCACACGGUACCCCCAGGGUCCAACACGGGGCCCCACCGGCCCCUGCCCUGCACCGACACCGCCCGGACCGCAGAUUCAUCCACGUCCUGUCCCAAACUGUCGUGUCGUGUCGCUGUGAGUGGUUGAGCAGCUGCUGUGCCCCUCAGUGGGGUCAUAUCCCGGUGCACAUCAAGGGGGUCUUGUACAUAGUUUGAACCCUUGUUGGAAAGCACUUUGCAAUGUCCCACACAUGCCUGGCACUGUCCUGGCUGGUGCCUCUGCCUGUGGCAGAGCUGCCCACCCACCAAAUCAUACCUGUGUUGGGUUGGCAUGGCUCCACUGACUGUUUAGGUGGGGAAAGCACCCUUCCAACCAAAGGGCACAAGAUAGAGAGGGUGGGUGGGGUGGCAAGGCAGGCUCCAGCCCCAAGCCCCGGUGCUGAGGGCAGGCAGGGUCAGAACGCGUGUCCAGAGCUGAGGGUCAGAUCCAGUCCUUGACCUCACAGGAAAAGAGCUUCCCAGGAGGGUGAGCGUGGCCUUGCCAGCCUGUGCCCUACCAGGUUGUCACCAUCUGUGUCACAUGAGCGUGGCUGGGCCUGAUGCCGCCACUAUAGCUCUGCUGGUGUGGAGCAGGCACCUGGUUCCUGCCUGAGCAGAGACAGAGCCAGCAGGUCGUGCCAAAGAAGCCUUCCUCCUCCUCGCAGGAGAGCCUGCAUGGGCGGCUGCUGAAACAGGAGCAGAUGUAGGUGUAGAUGUAGGCAUGUAGAUGCCCUGCCCCAUCCUGGCUGGGGCUGCAGAUGCUGGGGCUGCGGGACAGGCCUGCCUGUUGCUGAGCACCUCAGCCUGGUGUGUAGGUACCCAGCGUGUGCCUGGCCUGGCAUCCCUGACAGCGGCUGGCCUGGGCUGUAACCCUGAGCUGUGCCCUGUAGGUCCCCAUCCCCAGCAGCCCCAUGUCUCCAGGGGUCCCAGUUUGCAAUGGAGACAGCCCUCAGCCAGCAGCCAGCUGAUCCCUCCAUCGUACAUGCGUGCUGGGGCUGGGGCCCUUCCUGGCUGUGCCCUGCAUCACCACUCCAUCACCACUGCCCAGACAGAGGCAGAGGGAUGGCCCAGGGCAGCCCAGGGGCUCACACAGGGAUGAGGUCAUGGCCACCCAGCCCCAAGCUGCCGUGGACAGCUGCGGCCCUGUUCAGAGCCCUCCCGUGUCUCCAUGGUGCUGCUCAGUCCCGUCUGUGGUGUGAAACCAGGGGAAAUAAAGAGCGUUGCCUGAC
Colius striatus (speckled mousebird) is the source of this 3115-nucleotide messenger RNA. RefSeq names its product regulator of G protein signaling 14 (gene RGS14). Lineage: Eukaryota; Metazoa; Chordata; Aves; Coliiformes; Coliidae. Gene Ontology annotation, molecular function: G-protein alpha-subunit binding; GTPase activator activity; microtubule binding. Gene Ontology annotation, biological process: signal transduction; regulation of G protein-coupled receptor signaling pathway. The coding region runs from base 88 to 1845 and encodes 585 amino acids. The record is from RefSeq and is a predicted model, not a curated record. The transcript has 15 exons.